UGAUCAGUGGUCAAUAUGGAUUUUUCUUAAUUCUUAAAAUAUAGUCACCCUCGAGUCUCUCCCCCACAGUCUCUCUUUUGACUGUUACACACAGAGAGAAACACAAGCAUUAGGUUUAAGUAUGGAGGAAUAACAGGCAAGCAUCUUGAGUAAGACAACAGCACUUUCCUCUCAACAGUCUUCAAACAUGAUUUUGUUUUUAGGCAGCUAACAGGGAUGCCCAAAUGUACUGGUUGCAGCAGCUGCAGUUGAAACGUACGUUAUACAGGGAGCAGCAUGCUGAACAUCUCUCCAUACCCAGACCAGACAACCACAAAUUGGAAAGCACCCCAUCAGCAAACAACUGCCGUGCUGACUUCUUGCCCAUGGUGAAGACGCCUUCUGGCCUGGUAGGUGAAGAAGCUGCCAGUCUGCCUGCACCAGGAUUAAACAGCCCUCUCAAUAUGUCAAUCAAACAUCCACUAAUUGAGCUACAGAACACAAUGCACAGUUUCCGUAACCGGCACUCACAGGAAAUUAGACAAAGUGUUUUCCAUUUUGGCGACCCAACUGACACCCAAAAAACAUCCUCAUCUAAGACAUCCACUUUAUCGGUUCCCACACCCGGUUCUUCUCAAAGCCCAGAAUCCCCUGCUAAUGCCAGGUCUAAGCAUGAUCUCGCCACCAUUUCACCAAUCAGAAAGAAUAGCAAAGAAAAGUCCAAACCGCUGGAGCUCAAGGACACAUCUCGACUUCAACAUGAAAAACUGGCUGAAGAGGUCAAAGCGCAGAAGGAGUUGGUGUCGCUGUUACAUAAGGUGCUGGAAGCUGCUCAGCUGGAGAAACGCACCUGUGCUCAGUUUCUAGCCGCGGAGGGGGAGCAGGAGCGCUUGGAGCUCCUCAGACAUGGUGAGCGGCGUGCGGCCAAACUGCGAGACCAUCUGGAGUCCCGGCAGCAAGAGAACGAGAACCUACGGAGGGAUCUGAACCUGAGGGACGCCCAUAUAGCUGAACUCCAGGAGAGUGUCCAGCUCCUGAUACAAAAGAAUCAAUCCAAACAGGAAGUGAUACUGAAGCUGUCUGAGAAGUUAGCAGUCUGUGGAGAAGACAAGCAGUGCUCCAAUGGGCUGCGGUCAGAGGCCUUAAAACAGCUAACAAUUGAGAAUGAGAAUUUGAAAGAUGAUUUGAAGGCAUAUAAAACUCAGAACCAGUACCUAAACUCUGAAAUCUACCAUCUAACGACGCUUUGGAGAAAAAGUUCAGAACGGGAGCAAAGUCUGAUAGUAAAGUGUGCUGUUCUGGAGGCCAAUAGCAGUCAGAUGGAAAGCAGAUACCUGGGAAUCCUCCAGAAACUCCAGGAGAGUAAGGAAUUGAAUCCGGAGCAGAGGGAAGCAGUCAAGAAGGUGGUUAAGGAUGCAGUUCGGGCAGACCUGAGCACUGCUAUUAAACUAAACUCAGUAAGGGAUUACGAUGAAUAUGGAUUUAAGAUUGCAGUGGACUACAAAAUUGAGGACCUGAAGCUGCUUGCUAAGAUCCAGGCCCUGGAGAUCCGAUCCCAAAACCUGCUGAACCAGGAGGAAUGCGAUGUGCCAUUGUUGGCUCGUUGCGCUCAGCUCCUGUUUGGACGCCCUGAAGGAGAACUGUCUUCAUCCACAGAAUUGAAGAAUCUACUCCGGAUGGGCUUACCGCGCGAGUACCGUGCAAGGGCUUGGCGUUUUAUGAUACAGACUAGGACCAAGUCUCUAAAAGAGCGUCAUCCUGACCACUAUCAGGAGCUGUGCGAGAAGAGCAGAACCUCACCUCACCUGGUGCCCAGACAGAUCCAGCUGGACCUGGAUCGUACGCUGACCUCCAAUCAAUACUUUUCCCCUCCUUCAAGCCCCUUGAUUCAGAAGCUGGAGAGAGUUCUGCAGGCGUUCUCAUGGCAAAACCCCACAAUCGGCUACGUCCAGGGACUCAACAGACUGGCAGCCAUAGCUCUGCUGGUACUACAGGAUGAGGAAGAUGCCUUCUGGUGCUUGGUAGUGAUUGUGGACUAUAUCAUGCCUCACAAUUACUACACUAAAGACCUGGUGGGCUGUCAGGCCGACCAGUGUGUACUAAAGGACCUCAUGUCUGAGAAGCUGCCUCGACUCACGGCCCAUCUUGAAGCGCUAAAAGUAGACGUGUCCCUCAUCACUGUUGAAUGGUUUCUGGUGUUGUUCGUUGAGAGUCUGCCUACACGCAUACUGUUUAAAGUAUGGGACGCCUUCCUGUAUGAAGGCAUAAAGGUGAUAUUCCGAUAUGCAUUGGCACUUUUCAAAUACAGAGAGGAAGGCAUCUUAAAGAUCAAUGACAGUGUUGAGAUGUACCAGUAUCUCCGCAUCUUCCCCAACACCAUCGUAGAUGGAAGGAAGCUGACAAGCAUUGCCUUCAACGACAUGAACCCACUGCCCAUGAAGCUGCUACAGAACCGGCGCGCCACACAUCUGGAACGCCUCCAUGCUGAGAUUAAAGAGCUGGAGAACUUACGGACAGCAUACAAAGCUGAACACGUCCAGUGCAAAGACAAAGAGCUGGACACCCUGGCUAGUGAAGAUGAAGAGGAGCUUGGCGGUUUCAAAUAUCUUUCCUCCAAAUGGCAACAUGGCGAUUUUAAGGCAACGGAUAUAUAAGUACAGUUUAUAGCUGCC
This is a messenger RNA of Sinocyclocheilus grahami, 2651 nucleotides long. RefSeq names its product TBC1 domain family member 2A-like. NCBI's taxonomy places the organism in Eukaryota, Metazoa, Chordata, Actinopteri, Cypriniformes, Cyprinidae. Gene Ontology annotation, biological process: regulation of GTPase activity. The coding region runs from base 225 to 2633 and encodes 802 amino acids. The record is from RefSeq and is a predicted model, not a curated record. Gene Ontology annotation, molecular function: small GTPase binding; GTPase activator activity. The transcript has 13 exons.